UAUGGUCUGCAGUGCUACAAGUGUUCGGUAUUGACGAGUUGGGAUGACUGUGACAAGAACAAGGUAAAGACGACUUGUCUUCCCGGUUUCGACAGCUGUCGCAAAGUUUUUGUCGAUGGAGAAGUGUCAGGCGUAACCUUCAAGACUUAUAUAAAGGAUUGCACCAUCAAAGCGGGCUGUAGCGAUGACCAGUGCAAGGCAUUGGCACAAGCGGGAGCAAAAGUCAACGAUUGUAAAGUCGACUGCUGUGAGGGUGACCUGUGCAAUGGAGCUAAAGUACCAUUGGUCAGCGCUUUUCUGCUAGGGGCAUGCGCUCUCCUAGCUUUUUUCCGUUAAGCAUUCCCUAGCGUGAACUGGUUUGAGUUUUUAAUAGUGCUCUGGAUUAUCUUGAGAAGUGGUUUUCAAGCUGUAUCUUUGUAGUAUAGUUCAUUUUAAUUACAUCUGUCAAGUCUUGUACUGUUUUCGCAAGGUGAUGGGUAACAAGGGAAAAACACAUCGUGUUCAGGAACGUUUGUUCUGUCUAGUUUGUUAGAAGGUCAUUUCCUCAUUAAAGUUUGUUAUUAAAGAAGUGCUCUCUUUGAAUCAUAACUGACUUGAAAUAGCUAGGCUUCGCUUCUGGACACUUUACUCGUGCCUUAAAAACCCAAAUACAAAUUACACUUCUGCAGAUAAAUGUAGCCAGCACAUCCAAUAGUCCAGGAAUCUUAUCGUCAAAAACAGUUCUAGUUUCUAAUUGCCACUUAAAAAAAUAGGAAACUUGCAGCGUGCAAACAUCGAGUAUUAAUUAUAGUAGUACGCGCGUUCUGAUUGCUAAAAAAUCUAUGUUUAUUAUACCUGUAAACUCAUAGAAAACGUCCACGACACCACAAGAAAUACGCAAAACUGGCUUUAGGGCUGCAAACAGAGAUUGCAAAAACAGAGAAAUGUACUUACUCAGCCUCUCUCUAUUUUAAAAAGCGCUGUUCUCCACAUUUUAGUACUGAGUUUCAAUUCCGUUUUUCCUGCUGGCAUAGUUUGAAAAGUUAUAAGAACAAACUGGAAAGCUACGAUGCGAAAUCGCAAAAAACUAAAGACAACUGUGUGAAUUUCUGGUGUAAAACGUUCCUAGAAAAACUUAACUUGUACUAUUUACCAGAAACAAAACCGAUAGUUCUUGCAAUCUUGAUGUUGAGCUGUAUGUUUUCUCUGUCUCAAUUAAAUACCUGAAUGAAAAGCAUUGUCCUAAAAGAUCUCACCGAUUACAUUUUAGAGUCAUUUUAGCACAAAAUCGUGCAGCCGGGUAGCUGCACGAGUAAACAAACUCUUAACGAUGAUGAAAGAUGUCAGCUUCCGGUGUUUUUCUUUUUUUCAGUAUUUGCACAAAUCAUCCAGUGAUGCCAAUGUUAUAACCUCCGUCAAACCAUCCGGCUUUCAAAAAUGAACCACAACUUUCAAUUUAAAACAAGACAUGUUUCGAUCGAUCCGCUGACGACUUAUCUUCAGUAGCUGCAAGUAAUACAGUAUGUGAUUUGAUCCGGUUCAUGUUGUCUUUCAAGCUCUUUCAGCAGCAUAAUUAAAAGUAUAAAACUGUUCUAGUGAGGCCUUAAACUGCUGUUUAAAAAGUAAAAUGUAAAAUCCAAGCUUUGGCCGAUCAACCGCAUCAUCAGGGAUGUGAAAAUAUUCCGCGCGCGCUAUAUAUAUGCAAGAAAGUGUGUAGAAGAUGUGACGAAUGUAUGAAAGCUAUAGAAAUAAACUGUGAAUGCAAUACAAAGCUCUAAUGAUGGAAUGUCUCUAGACAAAGGACCUCUAAAAGCGCUUAAGAAUGGUCUCUAAAAUAAAAUACUAAAAUAGAAGGUCUGCGAAUUCAGUACAUUCUUCUCGGGAAUUGAGUGUAGGCUUGCACUUUCUAAUGUAAAAUGCUUCAUAGUGGCGUAGAGUAACGGGGUCGUUUUCGCUCAUAAUAAUCUUGACAUCAAUGCCUUUAUAGUCUUUGUUCUGGCAGGAAUAGAUAUGUUUUUUAACAGACGAGUUUUUAUUAUUUCAUUAUCUUCUACACAUUUCACCCUACACUUUCUUUGCAUAUAUAUAGCGCGCGCGGAAUAUUGUCUCAUCCCUCGGAUGAUGCCGUUGAUCGGCGAAAGCUUGGAUUUUGUAUCCCAGUUUACUUUUUAAACAGCAGUUUAAGGCCUUACUAGAACAGUUUUAUAUUUUUAUGUGAUUUGAAUUAACAAUAAAUGAUGAUGCAUGAAGCAAUUGUACUAACGUUACAACUCGUGAUUACAAUUUAAACUUAAGGUUAUUAAAAUAGGCGCAAGAUAACAAACAUUACACACGCAUGUUUUACUCUAUCGACGAUAUGUAGAUGACACUUUUUGUGUUUUUGAAACGGAACACGAUGCUGAAUUAUUUUUCAAUUAUAUCAACCCUAGGCACCCCAGAAUUCAUUUUACCAUGGAUAAAGAGGUAGACCACAAACUAGCGUUCCUGGGUGUCCCAAUUCACAAUGACGCUCGAUCCACAUCUUAAAGGCAAUUUUUUUCCCGAAAAAGACUUUUAGGGACUUACUAACUAACUUCUUUAACUUCACCGCCUCGUGUUACAAAGUUGGCCUUGUUACGGCGUUGGUUGAUGAGGAGAGGCAACGCUUGAAGUUUACAGUCAAAAUUAUCUUCUUCGAUGUACAGCAAGAAUUACACAAUUUGCAAAAAGCACGUGUGAGGAAUAUCUUUCCAACGGACUGAGGACAGCCGAUCACAAUGGGUUUUACAGUGAGCUAUAUUUUGCAAUAAACAGUUUAGACAGUUUAGAACACCGAUUAUGUGCGACAUCUUAG
Porites evermanni is the source of this 2812-nucleotide messenger RNA. The record is from the annotation of a GenBank genome assembly. Lineage: Eukaryota; Metazoa; Cnidaria; Anthozoa; Scleractinia; Poritidae.